This is a messenger RNA of Arachis ipaensis, 735 nucleotides long. Its product is annotated as WEB family protein (DUF827). Lineage: Eukaryota; Viridiplantae; Streptophyta; Magnoliopsida; Fabales; Fabaceae. Gene Ontology annotation, biological process: chloroplast accumulation movement; chloroplast avoidance movement. The record is from RefSeq and is a predicted model, not a curated record. Gene Ontology annotation, cellular component: cytosol.
UUUGAUUGCCAUCCCUUUCUUUCGCAUCGCAGCAAUGAGCAUGGAAAAUGGUGGUGUGAUGAUGGUGGCUACAAGAAAGGGAGAGAUAGAUACAAAGCCUCCCUUUCGCUCUGUCAAAGAAGCUGUCUCUUUAUUCGCUGACAAACUUCUCUAUGCAUCUCAAUUCAAACAGAGUGAAGCAAUAAUGGAAAAUAGGGUUAUUAUUGAUGAGCCUUUGAGCCUGAGACAUGAAGCCAUUGAAGCUGAGCUUGAAGAGACAAAGCAAAACCUUCAAAAAGCUAAAGAAGAAACCAUGUCAAUGGCGCAUUGUCUUUCUUCAUUGCAAGAAGAGCUUGAACUCACAAGGCAAGAGCUUCAACAAUUGAAGCAAGAAUCCAUGGGCAAUAAUAAGAAGCAUCAUCCCAUAAUGCAAGAAGAAGAAGAAGAAGCGGUUAUUAUUGAAGAUGUGAAGGACAUGGAGAAUAAUAAAAAUAAAAAUAAUGUAACAAAGUUUGAUGAUGAUGAAUUGCAAAAGAAAAGGUAUGUGACUUUUGCAAAUACACCCUCAUUAACUCAUAUUAUUUCACCGUCACCACAACCGCUUACACUUGAAGUUGAAAAAUUGAAGAGGCACCAUUCAUUUGGGAGUGAGAAGAAGAAGAAUAAGAUCAAGUCACUUAUUCCACUCAUUGGUUUUGGAGGUGUCUUUUCAAAGAAAAAGAGAAACAAUUAUUAAGAGAAAAAUAAUGCUUUUCA